AUGUGGCCCCCGGUAGGUUCUGAAACUCCUCCAUUUUCAGUGGGGCAUAUCGGCCAAUCUGGUACCUACGACCAUCCUACAAAUUUGUACAAUGGGGGUCACUUUCCCAUCCGCCCUCAGGAAUACUCUUCCUUUAGACGUCAAUCAGGCAGUCAGAGGAGCAAUGAUGUGAUACACCCACCCGCUCCUCAACAUGUCUCUUACAAUGAUUACUCUCAAACGAGGAAUGAAGCACAUCCCUCACCCGCCCCGCAGUCUCCUCAGAAUGCUAGGUUGAGGCUGAGGCCCGUCUCGGACUUACCUGACGUGUUUAGGAGUGUCUUUAAGUUUGGUGUGUUCAAUGCGAUUCAGUCUACUUGUUUGGAUGCAGUCCUGAAAACCCCUGAAAAUCUCGUAUCUCUACAUAACUCGUUUUCAGCUUUGGACUCAUCAGCCCUAGCUCCUACGGGCAGCGGGAAAACUGUUUUAUUUGAGUUGUCCAUCAUCCGUAUGCUCUCUGAAGCUUCGGUCAACACGAAGUGUGUUUACGUUGCUCCUACGAAGGCUUUAUGCGCAGAAAAGUUCAAGGAGUGGUCCACGAAAUUCAGUGGUCUCGGCAUCAAAAUCUGUGAACUCACCGGUGACACUGUGACAAACGGCAAGGGAGUUUGGGGCGAUGCCAAAAGCGCUCGUGUGAUCGUGACGACAGCAGAGAAGUGGGACAGUUUGACUCGGAAUUGGGGUGAUCAUGCCAGAAUAUUAUCUCAGAUUCAGUUGUUUUUAGUUGAUGAGGUUCAUAUCCUGAACGAGUCCCGAGGGAGUACGCUCGAGGUAAUCGUAGCUCGAAUGAAGAAGCGCGGAUCCAGCGUCCGCUUCAUUCUCGUUUCGGCAACAGUCCCCAACAUUCAGGACGUUGCAUCAUGGAUAGGAAGCUCUGCCUCUUCGGCGCGACCUGCGCAAGUAUUCCAGUUUGGGGACGAGUAUCGACCCUGUAAACUUUCUCGACAUGUCUACGGCAUUGGCAGGCCCAAGGGCUUGAACGACUUUGCGUACGCUCAUACCCUGGAUGGACGCCUUUUCGAGAUUAUGCAGCGCCAUUCUGUCAAUAAACCUAUCCUCGUCUUUUGCUCUACUAGGAAAGGUACAGUCACAACUGCCAAGGUUCUCGCGAAGGAAUAUGAGCAAGCCAUGAAGAACAAGCAUCAGCUACCAUGGAAUCCGCCGCCAAAAAUGGACUUUCAUUUCAAAGAUAAGGAUUUGGCUGCCCUUGCAGCCGUCGGGAUAGCCUUUCACCACGCUGGUCUCAACUUGGACGAUCGGAAACUAGUCGAGGAACUGUAUCUGAAGAAGACUCUACGCGUUCUCACUGCGACAUCCACUCUGGCCGUUGGGGUCAACCUUCCCGCUCACACAGUCGUUAUUAAAGGUGUUAAGGUCUUUCAGAACGGGCAAACCAAGGAGUAUUCUGAUUUGGAUAUGAUGCAGAUGAUGGGGCGAGCGGGCCGACCUCAAUUUGAUAAAGACGGCGUUGCAAUCAUCAUGUGUGAGCCUAAGCUCGAGGACAAAUAUCGGGAGCUAGCUCAGGGGUCAACGCUUCUCGAGAGCAACCUACAUACUAAUCUGACUGAGCAUCUUAACUCUGAGAUAACUUUAGGGACCAUCACCGAUGUCAACUCUGCUAAGAGCUGGCUUCGCCAAUCCUUCUUCUAUUGUCGUAUUCAACAAAAUCCUGAUCACUAUUCAGUUACGAAAGAUGCGGACAAGACGUGGCAAGACGUCGUCGAUGAUAUCAUUUUGGCGAGCGUCGAUAGUUUACGCCAAAGCGAACUUGUUGAAAGCUCAGAAGGAGGAGCCGAUCUUCGGUCAACAGAAUACGGCGAUAUUAUGAGCAAGUUCUACGUCAAACUUUCAACGAUGAAAACCCUUCUCGGUCUCUCAGAGUCAGCCAACGUACGGAAUAUUGUCUACGAACAACUGAGGCGACACGAUGAUAUUCGGUUCACCAUCAAAAAAGUGCAAACCACUUCAGACAAAGUUUUUCUGUUGAUACAGGCUGUCCUUGCUGGUGUACCGUUGAAUACUCCCGAAUUUAGGAGCGGAGAAAGUCAGCCUUACCUUGAAGCCUUUUCUAUAUUCCGCCAUGUCGUACGAAUCGCAAAUGCGGCGUUAGAUAUCUCAUUGAUCAAGAAGAAUGGCAAUCACGUCAAAUUUUGCCUGGAGUUGGUAAGAUGUCUCAACGCGAAGGCGUGGGAGGAUAGGCCAAUAGUCUUGCGUCAAAUUGAGCAUAUUGGCGAAAAAUCGUUGACGAAUCCCAGAUCUCACGAAAGGUCACAGGUCCUUGCUGAACAUGGCAUCUCCUCUGUUGAGAAGCUCGCAUCUCAGACGGCACAUAAGAUCGAGAUGCUCUUAAACCGUCGACAUCCCUUCGGGGUAGAAGUGCUUGCUGCUGUAUGCGAGCUUCCAAAGUAUUUCCUCACCGUUCAGGAAAGCCGCAUACACCCCAGCGAUGGAAAGAGUCCGGUAGAGGUGGAACUCGACAUUCAGUGUGGUCUCAUCGCAAGAGGCGAGGCUUCUCCGAACUUCAAGAAGAGUAAACAUCGCGGCGGUGGAAGGACUACAAUUCUCACUAUCACGUCUGAGAAUGACUUCAUUGAUUACCGGUGUACCCCAACAAAAGCGCUCAAAGACAAGAAGUCGUUCACAGUGACUGCGCAACUGACGAAGCCAAGUCAGUUUGUCACAGUCUAUAUUUCUUCCGAGUCGGAUCUAGCCGGUCUCGAGGAAGAUCCGGACUUUUGGAAUAUGAACCCGGAUGACAAUGAUGAAGUAACAGAGGCCCCCGUGAAAGACCUGACAGCCUCUCGAGGCAACAACACGCGAGAUAAGAAGCAAGCCAAACUACAGGGUAUGUCGACAGCAGAUCCUGAGCACCGCAAGACUCGCCUCGAUGGAAAAUAUGAAUGUAACCAUACCUGUAAGGACAAGACAGCAUGCCGCCACCUGUGCUGUCGGGACGGAUUGUCAGAGCCUUCUAAGCCUUCUAGGAAACGCAGCCUACCACCCACUCAAGAACCUGAGCCUCUGAGUAAAAAGCCAAAAACUGCUCAAGUAUCGCAGGCGCAGCCAACUUCUGAGAAAAUCUACAUUGACUCACCUAAAGAGAAGUCAAGCUCGAAACGCCCGAAGACCAAAGCUGCUCCCGUACUACGUCAGCUCGACACUUUGCAUAAGAAUAGCAAUGUCCGGGAAAAUAUUAUGCUCAGCGAGGGACGGCGCAUCAAAGUGGAUAUCAAGGACGAGGAAGAGAAUCUAAGCACUGUGAACUCCAAGGGCAAAAGCAAAUUCAAGCCAAACUUCGACAUGGAUUUUACCACGCUACGUCGCUCAAAGUCGCCUGAGGAUCUGGUUUCCUCCGAUAAUGAGGAGCUACGGGACUUGUCGGAUAUCCUCAGAGCCGAGAAGGGGAAGAACAAGCUGUCUUCUGAGACUCACUGGUCGAGCUCUGAGGUUGACGAACUCAUAAGGAAGCUUCCGUUAGAUCAACCCUCUCGUUCGAGCUUCUCGGAGGUUACGGUCACUUCUGUCGACCGACGCGCAGGCGCUAAACCAUCAACAAUGGCAAACCCCUCAUGGAAACCGCGAGAAAGGUCUUCGCUUUCCAAGCACAGCGUUGGAGGUAGUGACCGGUCCCCAGUUAGCCCUGCUCGCGAGGCGAAGGUAAUACCCAUUUCCUCCACCUAGUUACUGACACUCAGCUUGCAUCUGCGCCACUCUAGAGUCGUUCGCGGGGAGAACCCCUCUUUCUGCCGAGCUCUGACGGCGACGUUGGCUUUCCUGCUAAUCUUGAAGCUGGUACUCGGACUGCUCUUCCUCAGGACGCUCGGGCUUCUGGUGACGAAGACUUUUACCUUGACGAGGCGGGGUUUGACGUCGCUCCUUUUGGUACUCCGGAGCCUCAGGGAAACAACUCUUAUGCGAU
This is a messenger RNA of Coniophora puteana RWD-64-598 SS2, 3958 nucleotides long. RefSeq names its product DEAD-domain-containing protein. NCBI's taxonomy places the organism in Eukaryota, Fungi, Basidiomycota, Agaricomycetes, Boletales, Coniophoraceae. The transcript has 31 exons. The record is from RefSeq and is a predicted model, not a curated record. Gene Ontology annotation, molecular function: ATP binding; nucleic acid binding. Bases 1 to 3720 code for a protein of 1239 amino acids.